AUGUAUCCUUCCUCUAACGUGAGUAAUCUAAACCCUAAUUCUCGUUUGAAAAACAGAAACAUGAAAAGAAGGAGCAUGGAGAGUAACCUCCACUGGGAUGUGAUUCAUGAAAUUCUGUUGAGGUUACCUGUGAAGUCACUUGUUCGUUUCAAAAGUGUGUGCAAAUCAUGGCAUUCUCUCAUCUCUGAUCCUCACUUUGCAAAUUCUCGUUACGAGCUAUCUGCCGCACCCUCGCACAAGCUUCUCCACAUAGCAUCUGUUUCUGAAGCUCGAUCCAUCGAUGCUUAUGCAUCGCUUAACGAUGAUUCUUCCGUUAGGGCUUUUCCUUAUAGAAAGAUGUCCAAGGAAAAGCCCGCGGCGGAAACACCACUACUUAUAGAAAGAGGUUUCCACAGAGAACUGUCGUACUUUGAGAUAUUGGAAGAGUGUGAAUAUGAGAAGAUAUACCUAACUGGUUUUGGAACCAAUUCACGGAAAGAAAUUCAGGGCUUUCAUGUUCACGACGUGUAUUCAUGGCGAUCAUCAUUCUUUAAUGACGCUGUUCAUUGGUUGGCUCGUGGUGAAUAUUGUGUAAUUCUUGCCUUUGAUUUGGUAGAGAAUAAUCUCUCUGAGAUAUCUCUGCCAGAUGAUCUCAAAUAUGGCUCUUUUUUAUUAGAUUUGGGAAUCAUGGGAGAAUGUCUCGCUGUUUUUAUUGAUAGCUUUAAUAAAACUCAAGUGUGGGUUAUGAAAGAAUACAGAGUGCAGUCAUCUUGGACUCUGAUUGAGAUUCCUAUGCCACUUUCCGCUGUAUGCAUGACCAAAGGUGGUGAACUUAUUGCAUUAAGUUCUAAUGAGUUGAUGAAAUUUAAUGAGAAAGGAGAAUUGCUGGAACGUUGUGAAUAUCGUUGUGAUUAUGUGAUUGGGUUCCACUUAGCUAUGUAUACAGGGAGUCUUUUUUCACUCCCUAGGAACAACGAUGGAAGCAUGGAAACAACAUCAACAGAAACCGACCAGGAGAAAUAG
This is a messenger RNA of Gastrolobium bilobum, 1002 nucleotides long. Its product is annotated as F-box/kelch-repeat protein At3g23880-like. The transcript is spliced from 3 exons. NCBI's taxonomy places the organism in Eukaryota, Viridiplantae, Streptophyta, Magnoliopsida, Fabales, Fabaceae. The record is from RefSeq and is a predicted model, not a curated record. Gene Ontology annotation, molecular function: protein binding. The coding region runs from base 1 to 1002 and encodes 333 amino acids.